UCGCUGUUCUCGUCGGCUAGACAGUUGUUCCAAUGCCAGCACACCAACGAGCACCGCAUUAGAUCAUACAAAUCUAGAUAAGAGAACACAUGCUCAAGAACCCGACUGGGUAGCCUGCCUGCUAUUCCCACACCUCCGCCGGCUGCGACGAAUGAGUUCCCGGCAGAGCUACAACUGGCAGCGGCUGCGCCGAUGCAAGACUGCGCCCCUCCGGCGGCCGCUCCCGACAUAUUUGUCUAAUUGAGGACGCCGACCGAUAAAUUGUGUUUCACAGCAUAAAUUUCUAACUAAAAUGAAUUAAAACGGACCAUUUUUAACAAUACGAGCCUAAAUCACGGCGGUGGUAUUGUUCUGCAUGUAUUUCCAUGGACCCAGCCCGGGUUGGUAAAGGGAGAAGCAAAAUGCGAAAUCCAGUCAAGGUCCCGGAAAUUACGACAUCAUGUGACAUGGGCACAAAGGAGACUCGAUGUACUCGGAAGUGACGUCGGUUGCCGGAGGAAUGUUUGUGCGCAGUGAGAGCCAAGCAGAAAACAGCAGCGUCAACCAGAGCCAGUGAGAACAAAAAUACAAAAAACCAAAAGUUAACAUCUGAGCCUGAAGAACAGCAGUCGGAAACUGAGAAAUUACAACCUAUCUGAACAGUGUGCAUUAUGAACCCAGUGUACUGCCCUGCACCAACAGGAGUCCCCUAUGCCAAUCAAAAGGGACAUUUGGUAGGAUACCCAGGUUAUGCUCCAGGUACUCCUUUUAAAAUGUCCUGCUCGCCCGCCACGGGGGCUGUCCCACCUUACUCCUCGGCACCCAACCCUUACCCUGGAGCAGUAUACCCUGUGAGAAGCACCUACCCCCAGCAGAACCCCUACGCUCAGCAUCAAGGCACUUACUACACACAGCCGCUGUACGCAGCCCCGCCCCAUGUCAUACAUCACACUACAGUGGUCCAGCCCAAUGGGAUGCCAGCAGCCAUGUAUGCCCCGCCCAUGCACCACCCGCCUCGCCCCCACAAUGGUGUUGCCAUGGGGAUGGUAGCAGGGACCACUAUGGCCAUGUCAGCUGGAACAUUGUUGACACACUCCCCGAAUCCCCUCGCCCCCCACCAAGUCGCGAUGCCCCCAUACCGACACCCAGGCACGCCCACCUACAGCUAUGUGCCACCCCAGUGGUGAAGUGAUGGCACUGUCAGAAGAUGGUAGAUAUGCAUCGACACUCCCGUCCAGUGGUCUACAGCUGGUGGUGAUGAUUAUGACCCCCUUCAGCUGUUCUUCCUUCCUUUUUAUAGGCGUGAUGCGAAUCUGAAUCCUAACCAUACAUCAACAGGUCUGUUCAGAACGGGAUGAAGAGAAUCUUCCCACUCCUGACUAUUCCUGUUUGGAUUUUAACGCUAUCCCAGAAUCCUUCGCUCACUCUGCUGCAUAUCUUCCGUCAGAUGGCUACUGGAAGUCUCCUCCAUGCAAACUUGUGUUUUGUGGACUGUCUUUAGAAACGUGUAGUUAACUAUUUUAAGUCAUUAAAAGAGAGUUUGGAUGAGUUUUUAUUUUUGGGAUCCAUAUCGAGGUAAAUGCGUGUGUGUAUGCUAAAUAACGCUCGCUCAAUCUACCUGAGACAUGCAAAAUCACCAAAAAGAUUGAAUCUAAAGGAACUAAGAAUAAGAACUGCAAUUGUUUUAGCACUGAUAUCGUGUCUUAAUUUGAAACCUUAAAUAAGAAAGGGGGGGGGGGGGAUUUCAUACAAACAAACCUAAAGAUGGAAUCCUCAGUAGGGAGGGGGGAAACGGUGCCACUGGCUGCCCCCACCACUGUUAUGUGCAGUAUGUUUUGUGUUCCUCAAUUUCUCGUGUCAGAGGGGGAACUACAGCGUUGGUUGUUUUGCAGUGGUGAUAUCACAAACGGAUAUGGCUGUUUCACCAUUAACGAUUCCAGCUUUAGGAUUACUACUGAAAGCCGUGUGGGUUUUUAUUUGACUUGUUUUUAGUAACGUUGCUGGCAGAGUAUUAUUUCCCUAGAUGACGCUGUGUCGACAUUUUGUCUGUUGGGCCAUUACUAUUAUUUAUUUUUGUUCAGUUUUGUGCCUCUGUGUCCAUUCCAACACUAAAUCAUUCUCCACACUCUUUGCCCAUUGGGAGAUGUUGUGGACACAGAGUUCAGACAGAUAAUUGGACCAUUUGUCCUAAGAUCCCCUACAUCAUGACAGCAGAAUGAUUACGGACCUGUCGUGACAUGUGAUCUACUACUGGUCGCCAAAGGAAAGUCUUCUAUUGACUAACUAUUAACUACUUAACUACUUGGACUCAGUCCUGCAGACAAUGAGUGAUUGUGUAUAAUUCUAUUUUCAGAGGUUGAAAAUACUGAAACCGUUGCAUGUACAGAUGUUUGUAUGCUUAUAUGUAUGUAUCAUACCUGAACAUGUCUACUGAUUCCUUUGUGUCAUUGGUUUGGGCUUAACCACACCAAGAGCCACAAACGUUUUAAAAUCAAUGCUAACCUGAGACAUUUUCAACAGGUUUGAGACUUUUAUUAAAUUAUUCAAUGUAUUAUAAUUUUCUAAGCACUACUGGAAGAGAAGAAACAUUAAAUUCUUAUUUGAGACACAGUUUUAAGGAAGCCAGUACUUAACUGAAGUGAGAUGUCUCUCCCAAGUUACCUCAAGACUCCACCAGAACUCACCCAAUUUUAUAUCAUUGUCUGAGUCACUCGUCUAUCUAAUCUAAGUCACCUCAGUUACUGAAUCUGUUUUGUAAUGUGUUUUUGGGUUGUCGAGAAAGACUACAAAAUAAAUACUAUUAUGAGAA
Messenger RNA from Oncorhynchus mykiss (rainbow trout), 2788 nucleotides. The record is from RefSeq and is a predicted model, not a curated record. Lineage: Eukaryota; Metazoa; Chordata; Actinopteri; Salmoniformes; Salmonidae.